Molecule: messenger RNA, 2258 nt
Organism: Grammomys surdaster
Lineage: Eukaryota; Metazoa; Chordata; Mammalia; Rodentia; Muridae
Product: DNA repair endonuclease XPF
Exons: 5
Coding region: 28-1755 (575 amino acids)
Biological process (GO): resolution of meiotic recombination intermediates; double-strand break repair via homologous recombination; nucleotide-excision repair involved in interstrand cross-link repair
Cellular component (GO): nucleotide-excision repair factor 1 complex
Molecular function (GO): damaged DNA binding; single-stranded DNA endonuclease activity; single-stranded DNA binding
Source: RefSeq, a predicted model, not a curated record
AACCUAAGGACAUGUCCAUUCACAGUGAUGUUAGUUUUCUGUUGUGGGAAAGUGUGGUUCUGGCUGAACAUCAUACAGAAUAAGAUUAUCAUUUAUUUCUGUACAGAAACAAAAAAAGAACUGGUUCUAGAAAGCAAUCCAAAGUGGGAGGCGCUGACUGAAGUCCUGAAAGAAAUCGAAGCAGAAAAUAAGGAGAGCGAAGCCCUUGGUGGCCCAGGCCAGGUGUUGAUCUGUGCGAGCGAUGACCGCACGUGUUGCCAGCUGAGGGACUACCUGACUGCCGGAGCAGAAGCCUUCCUGCUGCGGCUCUACAGGAAAACCUAUGAGAAAGAUGGCAAAGCUGAAGAAGUGUGGGUAAAUUAUAGAAAGGGGGACGGCCCAAAGAGAACUACAAAACCUGACAAAAAAACAAAAGACGCCCAAAACAAAGAGCGUGUUUCCACCAAAAGGGGGGCUCUCAAAAGGAAGAAGCGAGAGCUGACUCUGACGCAAGUGUUGGGGACUGCCGAGGAGCCGCCAGAAGAAGGCGCCGUGGAGGAAGACCUGCGCAGACAGACCGGCAGUAGCCCAGAAGGCUGUGGGGGAGAGAUUAAGCAUGAAUCAUUUGAUUUAAAUGUGUCAUCCGAUGCAGCCUAUGGCAUCCUGAAAGAGCCUCUGACGAUCAUCCAUCCGCUUCUGGGGUGCAGCGACCCCUAUACCCUGACGCGGGUACUGCACGAGGUGGAGCCCAGAUACGUGGUUCUGUACGAUGCAGAGCUCACCUUUGUUCGGCAGCUGGAGAUCUACAGGGCCAGCAGGCCUGGGAAACCUCUGAGGGUUUACUUUCUUAUAUAUGGAGGCUCCACGGAAGAGCAGCGCUACCUGACUGCUCUGCGGAAAGAAAAGGAAGCUUUUGAAAAGCUCAUAAGGGAAAAAGCUAGCAUGGUUGUCCCCGAAGAACGGGAAGGCAGAGAUGAAACCAACCUGGACCUAGCAAGAGGCACAGCAGCCACAGAUGCUCCCACUGACACUCGGAAAGCCGGUGGCCAGGAGCGGAAUGGCUCACAGCCCAGCAUCGUGGUGGACAUGCGUGAGUUUCGGAGCGAGCUCCCAUCCCUGAUCCAUCGGCGGGGCAUUGACAUAGAGCCAGUGACUCUGGAGGUGGGUGAUUACAUCCUGACACCCGAGCUGUGUGUGGAGCGCAAGAGCGUAAGUGACCUUAUUGGCUCUCUGCACAGUGGCCGACUGUACAGCCAGUGCUUAGCCAUGUCCCGCUACUACCGGAGGCCUGUGCUGCUCAUUGAGUUUGACCCGAGCAAGCCCUUCUCCUUGGCACCACGAGGUGCCUUCUUCCAAGAGAUGAGCAGCAAUGACGUGAGCUCCAAGCUCACACUCCUCACCUUGCACUUCCCACGCCUGCGGCUGCUCUGGUGCCCCUCCCCCCAUGCCACAGCCGAGCUGUUUGAGGAGCUGAAGCAGAAUAAGCCACAGCCUGAUGCAGCCACAGCCAUGGCCAUCACCGCGGACUCAGAAACACUGCCUGAGUCAGACAGGUAUAACCCCGGCCCCCAAGACUUUGUGCUAAAGAUGCCUGGGGUCAACGCCAAGAACUGUCGCUCCCUGAUGAAUCAAGUGAAGAACAUCGCAGAGCUGGCCACCCUGUCCCUGGAGCAGCUCACGAGCAUCCUGGGGCACUCGGGAAAUGCCAAGCAGCUGCACGACUUCCUGCACACUGCCUAUGCAGACUUGGUGUCCAAAGGCAGAGUGAGAAAGUAACUGCUCUCAUGUGGCUAUUUAUUGAUCAUUUGCAUAGCAAUUUGUUCUUUCCCAGGGAAAUUAGGGACUGGCAUUCUGUCCCCCAAGGCAUUUGUCCAGAAGCCAGGAUUUCCCCCUGGCUCUGUGCUGAUGUGUGGGCUUGCCUCUCCUUGAUGGCUCUUGCCCCUCUCUGCUCUGUCUAUGACAGGUCUGCAGUGAUCCAUUUUCGAUAAAGUGUGGUGACACCAUGCCUCUUGAAGCAGACACAGCCCAUAUUUGCUUUUCAGGCUGGUAAAAAGCACUCCAUCAUGGUCCUAACACUGGCUCCACAGGGCUUGGUAGGCCUGCGUCGGGGCUGCUGUUCCUAACAUGCUUCUUCACCUCACACUCAUAGAAACAAACUAGCCCUCUUGUCACCAGGUGUAUGUAGCAUGUACUAUGACUUGAUUGUUUAAGCCAGUGUUUUUAACAGAAUUAAUUGCUUAUGGACAUGAUUUGAUGAGGUAAUAAAGGGCUCCUCAGAA